AUAAUAAUAAUAAUAAUCGUGGCGUUUUCUUAAAAUUGUGUUUGCCAACUGAGAAAGAGAGAGAAAAAAAAAAAAAUUGAGAGAGAAAAGAGACAGAGAGGGAGAGAGCAGCGUGGAUCGGCGAAGUGGUUACGGGAAUAUUUGGUCAAUGAGAUAUCUUUGGACUCCGAGAAUCACUUAACAACUAUAACCCUAGUUGCAAUGGAAGGUGGGUCCCCAGAUCAGGAUUCAAUAGGAUCUGGAACAAAGAGAUCUAGUGUGUCAUCUGGUAGCAGGCCUCGGAGUCGCAAGGAGUUCCUUAAUAAAUUCUUGAACAGUGAAGGCCUUUCUGCAAGCCUUGAAGACUGGUUUGAAUCGAUAUCCAACAAAUCAGCACCCAAAAAGCCUGCUUUUGAUGUUCCUUUUGAGUUGAUAGACCUUCAAAAAUUUGAUUACGCAUUGGAAGGGAUUUCAUUCCAGCAGCUAUUUAGGAUGCCUAAUGCUGUUAACGCUUCAACAUCUGAUGCUGUAGAAGCAACAGCUCAUUUUGCUAUUGAAGAUUUUUUACAUGCUGGUGUGAAGGGCUUGUGGGAAGCAUUUUGGAGUCAGGAUGAGUCCAUGCCUUUCUCUGUUGCUUGUCUAUACAAUGAAAAUUGGAAGUUUUACCAAGCUGAGAAGGCAAUUGCUAAUGGGAAGCUUGGUGGUCUUUGUGCUACUGGUAUAUUGUUGAAUAACCCUCGACAUCCUCACGGGAAGUGGGAUCAUAUUCUUGAAUUGGCACUUCUUAGACCUGAUAUUGGAAGCCUUGCUGCGGAAAAUGACAAGCAGCUUUCACUCUCUGUUUUAGGUGAGGCACUUUUUUAUGCUAUUCACAUACUAAUAUCAAGAACAUUGAGCAGAUUGAAUUUCUCACAGAGUCCAAACUCUGUUUUUAUUAUUCUUCUUGAUUCUCAAUACGGUGGGGUUCUCAAGGUUGAAGGAGAUGUAAAUAAAAUGGAGUUUGAUGUGAAUAAUGUUUAUGAAUGUGCUGCUGAGUGGAUUAAAAAACAUUCCAGAGUUGCAGUUUCUCCAAUAGAUAGGAUCUGGAACAAGCUAGGUAAUGCCAAUUGGGGAGAUCUUGGUGCUUUACAGGUCCUUUUCGCCACAUUCCAUUGCAUUGCGCAGUUUGCUGGACCUCCCAAGCACUCGAUUGAGGAUUUAGCUGCUGACCAUGGUUCUCGCUUGCAAGCAAGAAGAAUGGAGAGGCAGUUGGGGGAUACCAGGGUAAAUGGAAAUGGUUUAUUUAGGUUCCAGCAGCACAGUGUUUCCCCAGAAAUUGUUGAAGUCCAGGAUGAAUCCAUCAAAGUUGAGUCCGAAGAGCUAAUGAAAUUAGAAGUGGGAUCAGUAUUAUGGUUGGAAGACUCAAAUUGGCAGAAGGGUUAUCAGAUUAACGAAAUCCUGAGUACUGGUGAACAUCCAUAUUAUGUUGCAUCUCCAGUUGAGGAACCUGGAAAAAGUCUAUUUUUAUAUGUUGGUUCCCCUCCUUCUCAAUUGGAACCGGCAUGGGAAGGUAUGAGCUUGUGGUAUCAAGUUCAAAGACAGACUAAAAUAUUGACAAUUAUGAAACAGAAAGGUAUAUCUAGCAAGUAUUUACCUCAGUUGAGUGCAUCUGGCAGGAUUAUUCACCCCGGCCAGUGCAGGAGAUCCAGCUCAGGCGGAAACUGUGAUCACCCUUGGUGUGGCACUCCAAUUCUUGUGACCAGCCCAGUUGGUGAAACAGUGGCCGAUAUGAUGAGUGGAGGAAGAUUUGGCACCAAUGAGGCUAUCAGGUGCUGCCAUGAUUGCUUGUCUGCACUCUCAACUGCUGCUUCUGCAGGAAUUCGGCAUGGAGACAUUAGGCCUGAGAAUGUAAUUCAUGUGAAGUCCGGUGUGAGGUAUCCUCAUUUUGUCCUUAUUGGUUGGGGGCAUGCUAUUCUAGAAGAGAGGGACCGUCCUGCAAUGAAUCUCCAUUUCUCAUCAACUUUUGCUCUUCAGGAAGGAAAGUUGUGCUCUGCUUCGGAUGCCGAGAGCCUUGUUUAUAUGCUUUAUUUUUCUUGUGGUGGUGCAUUACCUGAACUAGAUUCAGUUGAGGGGGCAUUACAGUGGAGAGAAACUUCUUGGUCAAGGAGGUUGAUUCAGCAGAAGCUAGGAGAUGUCUCAACUGUUUUGAAAGCAUUUGCGGAUUAUGUUGACAGUCUAUGUGGAACACCAUAUCCAAUGGACUAUGAUAUAUGGCUUAGAAGACUGAGAAGAAAUAUACAUGAGGAAGAUUAUGGAAAGGAAAUUGACACUUCAGGCUAGAAUCUAAGAUCAUCUGGCGCAUUAACUUUUCCUAUUGUCAUAAUUUGGCUUUUGGUGGAAACUUUCAUGACUCUCUCAAUUUAACCCCUUUUGAGGAUCUGAAGUCCGUAUUCAUCAGGACAGACAUGAAGAAGCUCAAGCCUGAUUGUCCCUUUCUGCUUUUGGUUCGGCUUUUAUUUGUCAUCAAAAUCAAUUGGAACUGCUUCAUGGUUUCUGGACAGAAAAUUGAUCAGGGUUAGCGGAAAAAUUAUCUGGUUACAGAAUGUUUAUGGAUGUGGUUGAUUGAAGAAUUAUCUGGAUGUUUGCAUGCAGUUCCAAUAUUAGUCCUGUAUGGGAUGAAAGAGCUAUGGUUUCUGCACUCAAAAUGAGAUUUUUUUUUUAUUUUUUUUUUUUUCUCCUCUUUCCUUUUUACGGAUAUAUUCUGUAUUUAUUACCAUUUCUUUGUAAAGAUAGGGUCACUCAAGUUUCCCAUUGUGUAAUUGUUGUCUAUGAGAGCUUACUUCAGUGGAGUCCAUUUUGUGUCCAUGACAAUUUCAUCAUAUCUAUAUAUUUUUUUAAACUUUUUUUUCUGUUUUGUA
Ziziphus jujuba (common jujube) is the source of this 2876-nucleotide messenger RNA. RefSeq lists its product as uncharacterized. The record is from RefSeq and is a predicted model, not a curated record. Bases 202 to 2298 code for a protein of 698 amino acids. The transcript is spliced from 2 exons. NCBI's taxonomy places the organism in Eukaryota, Viridiplantae, Streptophyta, Magnoliopsida, Rosales, Rhamnaceae.